AAUAAUAUUAUUAAUAAUUAUUAUAAUCAUAUAAUUAUAAUUAUUAUUCAUUUAUACAAUUGUUUCUUCACUACUUUUGCUAUAAUACGCAAGGUCUUCUGUUGCCUUCUUGUUUGGCUCUGCAACUGUUUUUUUAUUAUAAGUAUACAGGGAGAGAGAGAAAGAAAUUAGCUUUGUUUUAGAGAUUCCUUUAAUGGUAGAUCCGACCUUUCAGUAGCUUCAAUCUACCAUAAUCUCUUUUUCUCUCUUUAUUUUUUACUUGUUUGCUUUCUUCGAAUCUAAUCUUCCAUUUAUGCGACGGUGACGAAAUGAUGAAAAUGAAAUUUUCGUGAAUUGAUUACUAGUUAGUUAUUGUUUUAUAGAGUUUUGAAAGUUUCUGUGAUUGAGAUAAUGAUAAUGGAGUCGAUGAGGAAAAAGGAAUCUCCGAGCUCUGUCGUGUCAACUCAGUUCCCAGACGAGGUACUCGAGCGAGUGUUCGCUCUCUUAACUUCACACAAAGAUCGAAGCUCAGUCUCUUUGGUUUGUAAAGACUGGUACAACGCGGAACGCUGGUCCAGGACUCAUGUGUUUAUCGGUAACUGUUACUCGGUUUCGCCGGAAAUUCUGGCUCGCCGGUUCCCUAACAUUCGCAGCGUCACUCUGAAAGGAAAGCCGAGAUUCUCGGAUUUCAAUUUGGUGCCACAAAAUUGGGGAGCUGAUAUUCACGCCUGGCUCGUUGCUUUUGCUGAUAAAUAUCCAUUCCUUGAGGAACUGAGGUUGAAAAGAAUGACCGUUAGUGAUGAGAGUUUGGAGUACGUGGCCGCUAAUUUCCAGAAUUUUAAAGUGCUUUCUCUUCUGAGUUGUGAUGGUUUCAGCACUGAUGGUCUUGCUGCAAUUGCUACACAUUGCAAGAAUUUGACUGAGCUUGACAUCCAGGAGAAUGGUGUCGAAGAUAAAAGUGGAAGUUGGUUGAGCUGCUUCCCUGAAAGCUUUACAUCUUUGGAAGUACUGAACUUCGCCAACAUGAGUGCCGAAGUCAAUUUUGAUGCACUUGAGAGACUUGUCAGUAGGUGCAAAUCAUUGAAGGCGUUGAAGGUUAACAAAAGUAUUUCUUUGGAACAAUUACAAAGGCUACUUGUUUGUGCUCCUCAGUUAGUGGAACUUGGCACUGGUUCCUUUUCACAAGAUCUCACUACCAGGCAUUACGCAGAGCUAGAAAAUGCGUUCAACAAUUGCAAGAAUAUACAGACCUUGUCUGGUUUAUGGGAAGCAACUGCUUUAUAUCUCCCAGUUCUAUACCCUGCCAGUGCAAACUUGACAUUCUUGAAUUUAAGCUAUGCUGCUUUGCAAAGUGGUGACCUUGCCAAGCUGCUUGUGCAUUGUCCAAGUCUUUGGCGCCUUUGGGUCCUGGACACGGUGGAAGACAAAGGGCUUGAGGCUGUUGGUUCCUAUUGUCCAUUGCUAGAGGAACUCCGUGUUUUCCCUGCCGAUCCCUUUGAUGAGGAAAUUAUCCAUGGGGUCACUGAAGAAGGGUUUGUUGCUGUGUCUUUUGGCUGUCGGAGACUGCACUAUGUCCUUUACUUUUGCAGGCAAAUGACUAAUGCUGCUGUAGCAACCAUUGUACAGAAUUGCCCUGAUUUCACCCACUUCCGGCUUUGCAUAAUGAAUCCUGGACAACCAGAUUAUGUGACAAACGACCCCAUGGAUGAGGCUUUUGGUGCUGUAGUGAAGACUUGCACUAAGCUCCGAAGACUUUCAGUUUCAGGUCUAUUAACUGACUUGACAUUUGAGUACAUUGGGACAUAUGCCAAAAAUUUGGAAACCCUUUCAGUAGCUUUUGCAGGCAGCAGUGACUGGGGGAUGCAGUGUGUACUUGGAGGUUGUCCAAAGUUGAGAAAACUUGAGAUAAGGGAUUGCCCAUUUGGAAAUAAGGCUCUGCUCUCAGGUUUGGAGAAAUAUGAAUCCAUGAGAUCACUUUGGAUGUCAGCUUGCAACGUGACAAUGAAUGGUUGUAGGCUAUUGGCAAGGGAGAUGCCUAGGUUGAAUGUGGAGGUGAUGAAGGAAGAUGGAAGUGAUGACAGUCAGGCUGAUAAGGUUUAUGUUUACCGCUCUGUUGCCGGGCCAAGAAGGGAUGCCCCGCCUUCUGUACUCACUCUCUAAUUUUCAAAGCUACUUGGUAAUCUCUCUCUCUUUCACGCACACAAACACAUAGAUACAGGCCCACAAUGGUGGUAAGAUCCCAACUGGAUAUUUUAGCAGUCCUGCUAAUGAAAUCCUGUAUCUUCAUAGUUGAGGCAAAGCUGUCCACUUGGCAUCAAUUUAUAAAUUCUUUAUGGACCUCGGUAUAUAUAUCCAGUGUGGCCAGUAUUCUCUGUAUGUAUGAUUGAGCAUGGAAGUAUUUGAAUAAUGGCUUAUGGUAGUUCAUUAUUUUGUCAGUCUUCUUUCUGUUCCUACUGAUGGUGAUGAUAUUUUGAAAUACAUAUUUGGGUACGUUUUAUUAGAAUUUGAUGUAAAUAUGCUUGAGUUGGCUUCAUGCUUCAUGUAUCUGUGAUAUAUUAUGCCCAUCACUGAUUUCGAAUUACAUACUUUAAGAUUUCAGGGUUACCUGGAGUUCAAAAUAUCCAUACAACUGAAAUGAUAUGUGUGAUUGGAAAA
Messenger RNA from Mangifera indica (mango), 2634 nucleotides. RefSeq names its product protein TRANSPORT INHIBITOR RESPONSE 1-like. The transcript has 3 exons. The record is from RefSeq and is a predicted model, not a curated record. Gene Ontology annotation, molecular function: protein binding. Lineage: Eukaryota; Viridiplantae; Streptophyta; Magnoliopsida; Sapindales; Anacardiaceae. Gene Ontology annotation, biological process: SCF-dependent proteasomal ubiquitin-dependent protein catabolic process. Gene Ontology annotation, cellular component: SCF ubiquitin ligase complex. Bases 391 to 2139 code for a protein of 582 amino acids.